AUGGCGUCUCCGAUACCCCCCUUUGCUACUAGGGACGGAGAGUUGUUGUUUAACCCAGAAGAAUUCCGAACCGGAGACAAGAGCAAAUAUUUUAAUCGGCCCAUUCUGUGUUCACAAUGCGAGGACAAAGCACAGCAGGCGACAGCAAGGGAAGUUCAAACGCCAAAUGGCUUACUCCAUAAAUCCGAGGCUAACAACGGCAACGAUGUUGUGAUCUCGGUGAUGCCAGUAUCAUAUAUGAUUAACAGAGAUCAGAAAAGGUUUAUCUCGUCUUUACGACAGACUGGAUACAACGGUCACAUCAUUCUUGGUGUGCAGCCAAAUCUUCCAGCCAUGAAUAUGCGCUUCCUCAAAAGCCACAAUGUCACAAUAUACACUGUCACCCUGAGUCCUUGCUCUCCACCCAUCAGUGGAUUCAAGACGCUGAAGGCCAAAACUCCAAAAUGUUUCAAGGGUCUUGAAAACUUGCCCUUUGAAUGGGGUAAGUAUGAGUUGGCGCGCCAGUGGCUUCACUCAUGCAACGAGUGUACUGGGCGAGCACUCUUGGCAUUGGAUGGGGUUAGUACCUUUUUUCAGACCAAUCCCUUUGAACGGUUUUCGAACCGCAAAGAAGAUUUGCUGUUUUCAGAAGAGUUAGCUGCGCACACGAACCCAUUUUACUAUGAUCCAGAUAAGUUGGACGUGCGGCAUGGUUCCCUCUUCAGCUCGAACUAUGGCUCAAUGUUCAAACGCUGUUAUCCUAAGUUCAGUGCGGAAGGUAUUGGAAACAAUCGCCCGAUAUUAGUCCCAACCACUGUUCUGGGUAGUGACGAAGGCAUUGCUCGUUAUCUCUCAGUCAUGUCACAGGAAUUCGAAAACAAGAUUGAGGGAACAAGCUGCCAUUAUCCAACGAUCAGUGAAGUAGGCGUUAUGAACUACCUGUAUUAUACUGGGGCUUUUGGUUCCUCAAUUAGCUGUGCAACGCUUCCUUGGGGCACGGGAUUUGUCCAGGAUCUCGAGAAACCAUGUCGAAACCAAUAUCUACAAAGCGGGACUAGCAAAUCCCAAUUAGAUAUUGUACGAUUCGACUUUAUUGAAACAGGAUUCAUCGCUAAUCGCUAUGAAAUUUCGGUGGACGGUGCAUACCAACCGGCACCAAUGCUUCACAACUACGACAAUUGCGACAAGUGGGUAAAGGCAUACUUGAAGAUUCAUGGAGAACUGACAGGGCAAAUUAUGGAAAAACCUCCAGAUUACUUGGAGAUUCUCGAGCACACAAUUUUGAAUUCUGUGGUGGAUAGGAGUGACAUUGCAGGGGGUGAAGAACUAAACCCAAUGAAAACGUCAUACCAAAGGUCAACAGUCGUCCAGCAAGCUCCGUGGUUUCCAGCGGAGAAGAAGUGCAAGAUAAGUUGCUGUGCCCAAGCAAUCGCAAUCGCAUUGGAACCUGAUAAAGAUCAUCUAAUUACCAGCGUGGAUGGUCUUGACCUUGGAGAUGUUUCUGUUCUUGGUCAUGGAAGAAAAGGUUUCUUGCAAUGGGCAAUUUCGGACUUGAAUUACGACAUUAUUCCCUGUUUACAAAAAGGCACCAUUGUGUAUGCGGACCAUGAGGGUGGGGGGGCUAAACGAUUCUUUGACAUCUAUCGCCCGCGGAUGACAGAGCCGUAUCUGUUGGUAACAGGAGGGUCAGAUGGCAUAGAACCUCUGAAGCCGAAGGGUCAAGGAAGAGAGAUACUACAAACAGACGAUCUAUUGAUUGGGUGGUAUGGAAUCAAUCCGUGUUAUGAGUGUGGUGCAGAUCACCCUAAAUUUCACAUGAUGCACCUGGGACUAUCAGCGCUUUACGAUCAUCAGAAAUUUUUGGCUGCACGUUUAAAUGAAAGAGGAUUCGGUAAUCCGUUUUCAGAUGUUAAGAAACGACGAUGGACACAAUCUACUGAACUAGCUGUAGCUACGGGCGCUACCCGUUUGGUCUUUGUCAAGUUUGGGAUUAACGCUCACAGUCAACACCGCCGAAAGCCGUUUGAAAUGGCUUGUAAAAACAGGACAGGCACACCCAUGGACGAGAUAUCCUGUUCGAUGGGUCUUAAAAAAUUCCAUAACACAGAGAUAUAUGAUGCGGCUGAGAAAUACCUGUUUGGGUUGAGCCCACCAGGAAACGGGCUCGACUGCUAUCGUACAUAUGAGCUCUACUUCCUUGGUGUGAUUCCAAUUGUAUUGUAUAGAAAAGAAAACGAAGAGCUAUUCCGUGGACUACCAGUUCUGCAGCUUGAGAAUUGGGACCUGACUCAAGAAGGACUUGUUGGUCGAAUGAGAGAGUAUAUCGAAAGCUCAGAAUUCCAGGAUACAAGAUUUGAUGGUUGGGAAAGGCUAUUCUUGCAGUAUUGGAGAAUGCGGGUUCUAAACGAAACAGGCCGGCUAGAUGAUAUUGUCUUAGAUGAUGUUGGCAAACAAUACUACAAGUCGUGGACAUAUACACGGUAUGUAGAGCCUUACACCAAGACAUAUUGGCCUCCAAAGGAGCCGCUUGAAAAGAUAAAGGAUAUGCUUUGA
Molecule: messenger RNA, 2532 nt
Organism: Cylindrotheca closterium
Lineage: Eukaryota; Bacillariophyta; Bacillariophyceae; Bacillariales; Bacillariaceae
Source: the annotation of a GenBank genome assembly